AUGCAUCAUCGUAGAUUACAGCUCAUCCAACAUUUCUCGCCUAGCAUCAGCGGGUUGUUCAAAGCUAGUAACUCAAGCACAUGCUUAACACACUCUCUCGCCAUAUCAUCGCAGUGGGUAGAUGAGACUAGAGUAAGCAGGCUUGAAUCUGACUUCCAACAACUCUGUUCUGGAACUUCUAAUCUCAGGCAAGGGAAACAAGUUCAUGCCCAGUGCAUAUUCCAUGGACUACUCGAUAAUGGGGUGCUGGGGCCAAAGAUAUUGGGGAUGUACGUACUCUGUGACAGCUUCAGGGAUGCUGUCAAAAUGUUCUAUCUGGUCCCGUUACAUUAUACCAUGCCUUGGAAUUGGAUAAUCAGGGGAUUGAAUAAACUGGGUCGCUUUGAUUUGGCCUUACUGUUCUACUUCAAAAUGUGGACUUUUGGGGUUUCUCCUGAUAAUUACACUUUCCCUUCUGUAGUGAAAACCUGUGGUGGGUUGAACAAUGUGGCACUGGGUAAAUUAAUUGAAGAUGAUGUUUUUGACAUGGGUUUUGACCUGGAUAUGUACAUGGGUAGCUCGUUAGUGAAGUUAUAUGCUGAGAAUGGGCAUCUGCAGGAUGCUCGUGUACUGUUCGAUAGAAUGUCUCAGAAAGAUUGUGUUCUGUGGAACGUGAUGCUUGGCAGUUUCACAAAAUAUGGGGAGUCGGGUAGUGCACUGAAAGCAUUUAAUGAGAUGCGAAAUUCGGGAAUCAAACCCAACGCAGUUACGUUUGCUUGCGUUCUUUCUGUUUGCUCUGCAGAUGCAAUGAUUCGAUUUGGCUCUUUUAUUCAUGGGCUUGCUGUUACUUCUGGGUUACAGUAUGAUCCUCAUGUUGCAAAUACACUAGUCUCCAUGUAUUCUAAGUGUAGACGGUCGGCUGAUGCACGUAAACUGUUUGAUAAACUGUCGCAGACUGAUUUGGUUAAGUGGAAUGGCAUGAUGGCUGGACUGGUGCAACAUGGGCUUAUGGAAGAGGCUUCAAAUUUGUUUAGUGAGAUGAUAUCUGCAGGUGUUAAACCAGAUAGAGCGGACGUUAGCAAUUUUUCUUCCAUCACUCGGGGUAUGGUGGCUCUGAAACUGGGCAAGGAAUUGCAUGGCAAAAUCCUGAAGGAUGGGCUAGUAUUAGAAGGUAAUGCUCAUCUAGAAAGUGCUGUUAUGGACAUGUAUGCAAAAUGUGGAAGGCUGGAUCUUGCUCACCAAAUUUUCAGAAGAAUGCGUGUAAAGGAUGUUGUUUGUUGGAACUCCAUCAUCACUAGCUGUACCCAGAACUGUAAACCAGAAGAGGCCAUAGAACUGUUCCGGCAAAUGGGGGAAGAAGGACUAACAUAUAACCAAGUGAGCAUGUCUGCUGCUUUAUCAGCUUGCACAGACUUGUCCUCACUCCAUUAUGGGAAACAGAUACACACCAUUUUAGUCAAGGGCACAGUUGCUCGUGAUGUAUUUGCCCAAAGUGCAUUGGUAGACAUGUAUGCCAAAUGUGGUCAUUUGAAACUCGCUCGGUGCAUGUUCGACAACAUGGAAAAUAAAAACGAGGUUUCAUGGAAUAGCAUCAUCGCUGCUUAUGCUAACCACGGUUUCCUGGAUGAGACACUCGCUUUGUUCCAUGGGAUGUUUGAACAUGGAAUUCAUCCUGAUCAUGUCACAUUUCUUGCCGUAAUAUCUGCUUGUGGGCAUGCUGGCCAAGUAGAUGAUGGAAUUCGAUACUUCCGUUACAUGACCGAAGAAUUUAAGUUCCUGGCUAAAAUGCAACAUUAUGCUUGCUUAGUAGAUAUGUUUGGCCGUGCGGGUCAGUUGUAUGAAGCAUUUGGUGUCAUAAAGAGCAUGCCAUUCCAACCUGAUGCUGGUGUUUGGGGCACAUUGCUUGGUGCCUCCCGCGUCCAUGGCAAUGUUGAACUUGCUAAAGUGGCUUCAAGUUAUCUGCUUGAGUUAGACCCAAGCAAUUCUGGAUACUACGUACUGCUUGCAAACGUUCAUGCUGAUGCCAGUCAGUGGAAAAGCGUGCGUAAGAUACGAACAAUGAUGAAAGAAAGCGGGGUUCAGAAACUACCCGGUUACAGCUGGGUUGACGUCGACAAAAGCACUCAUAUGUUUGUUGCUGGUGAUGGAAGUCACCCCGAGUCUGCUGAGAUAUAUUCAUUGCUGGAGGAUCUCCUUGUUCCAGAGCUGAGAAGAGAAGGCUAUGUCCCUCAGCCUUACCUUCCUGCGCAUCAUUUCCCAGGCUGUGAGCCUUUGAUCCAGGUUUGUUUUAGCCAAUGGUACGUCAGGAUUUAG
Messenger RNA from Linum tenue, 2292 nucleotides. NCBI's taxonomy places the organism in Eukaryota, Viridiplantae, Streptophyta, Magnoliopsida, Malpighiales, Linaceae. The record is from the annotation of a GenBank genome assembly.